Messenger RNA from Apis dorsata (giant honeybee), 5116 nucleotides. RefSeq names its product dual specificity tyrosine-phosphorylation-regulated kinase 4 (gene Dyrk2). The record is from RefSeq and is a predicted model, not a curated record. Gene Ontology annotation, cellular component: nucleus. Gene Ontology annotation, biological process: peptidyl-threonine phosphorylation; peptidyl-serine phosphorylation. The coding region runs from base 639 to 2480 and encodes 613 amino acids. Lineage: Eukaryota; Metazoa; Arthropoda; Insecta; Hymenoptera; Apidae. The transcript has 11 exons. Gene Ontology annotation, molecular function: protein serine/threonine kinase activity; protein serine/threonine/tyrosine kinase activity; ATP binding.
CGUUGUGUGAGAGUGAGUGAAAACCAGUCAGUCAGUUAGGCGAGCAGGCAAGAGCAUGUUCGGUACGGGAGGAACUCUGUUACGAGCACGUUUAAAUGAUUGUGUGAUAGAUGCGUGAUUAUAGAUGUUGACGAUCGAAUAUAUUGUUAGUCCGUUGAAAGAAAAAGAAAACGAAACAUCGUUAUAUCUAAAAUUUGAUCGGUAACGGUGCACUGCCAUUUCACUGCCGCGAAAACGAGAACUCGAAUUUUUAUACUCGUUAAAUAUUUGUGUUCCCUCGGCAUUUAUUUUGAUUAUCCUUUUUGAGAAUCUUAACAAUUUCGUGUGUCUAUCAUAACAUCGUAAUAACCGAUAUAACCUAGUUCUGUUUUCAUUUUUUCUUUUCGUGCCUACCGGUCUGCGUUUUAAAGCUUGUGUAAGACGAUAUCGAUAGAUCAUAGUCGCGGACACCAAUGGACGUUUCCCACGCUAGUGUCGUGCCGCCAGUUUUGUUACACGUGACAAGUGAACAGAGGCUUGCAGAAAAAUGCCCAGCCAAACUACGACUAUUCUUCUUAAGUGUUCCAUGGUGGAUGUGCCUGCCCUUAAUCACGUAAAAUUGAAAUCUCUGUACGGAAGUCCUGGAACGCUGCACAAAGAUGUCGGUGGUGCUGGUACCAAGGUCAGCGGAAAGACGGUCGGCGGUGUCGGCACUGCAACCCUUACCACGCUCUCUUCCAUUAAUAAUACAUCCAAUACCAGCCGGAACAAGAACAAUCCCGUAUCUCAAGAGAAAUUACUGUCAUUCUUUCAUCCCAAAACGACGCGAGUGGACAAGUCCGACAACAACAACACAACCAAUUCCACCACCAACAAUAUUCACAACAACCUGCCGAUACACGAGCCUAUCAACGCCACAUCUCACGAUGUAUAUCGUAUNGCCAAUGACAGCUCCAGAAGCUCUCAAGUAUUAUGGUUCGAGGCUCACCGAAUUUGAGCGCAACGAAAUCGAAAAAUACUCAGAGAUUUGGUACCUUGGUCUGUCGGCCACGAAAAUUCAUGGCGAGGAGGGCUCAUCCCAAAAUGGUGGAUACGACGACGAAAACGGUAGUUACAACAAGGUCUUCCACGAUCAUAUCUCGUACAGAUACGAGAUAUUGGAGGUGAUCGGGAAAGGAAGCUUCGGACAAGUGAUCAGAGCGUUGGAUCACAAGACAGGACAGUACAUUGCCAUCAAGAUCAUCAGAAAUAAAAAGAGAUUCCAUCAUCAAGCUCUCGUCGAAGUGGAGAUUUUGGAACAUCUCAGGAAGAAAGAUCUAGAGGCGAAUGCGUCGCACAAUGUGAUACACAUGCUAGAAUACUUCUACUUCAGGAAUCAUUUGUGCAUCACCUUUGAGUUAAUGAGUUUGAAUUUAUACGAGCUAAUCAAAAAGAAUAACUAUAAGGGAUUUAGUCUGAGCCUAAUACGACGAUUCGCCAAUUCGUUAAUUAGCUGCCUGAGACUGCUGUAUCGAGAGAAGAUAAUUCAUUGCGAUUUGAAACCUGAAAACGUGCUUCUGAAACAGCGGGGAAGCAGCUCGAUUAAGGUGAUAGACUUCGGAUCCUCGUGUUACAGCCAUCAGCGUGUAUAUACAUACCUUCAGUCCAGAUUUUAUCGAAGUCCAGAAGUGAUUCUGGGUCUUCCAUACGGUACCCCGAUCGAUAUGUGGAGUUUGGGUUGUAUUCUAGCCGAACUCUAUACCGGUUGUCCAUUGUUCCCGGGCGAGGAUGAAAUUGAACAACUUGCCUGCAUUAUGGAAGUUCUUGGCCUGCCACCGGAACAUAUUAUUAAUCACGCAUCCCGUCGCAGGCUUUUCUUCGAUCCGAAGGGAAGUCCUCGAUGCGUGACAAACAGUAAGGGCAAGAAGAGAUGGGCUGGUAGCAGGAAUCUUGCCAUAGCUCUUCGUUGCACCGAUACACUUUUCGUCGACUUUGUUCGCAGAUGCCUCGAGUGGGAUCCAAAGAAACGCAUGACCCCCGACGAGGCGAUGCGUCACGAGUGGCUGAACUCGUCCUCCUUUCACGUGAGCUCCUCGACGUCGACGAUAGCCGCGUCGACGGUGAACGCGAACACGAACGCGAACGCGAACACAACGAGCAUGGAAACGUCGUCGCAAUCCGCCCACGCUCAAACAGUUAGCGUGACAGUAAGCGCGCCCAGGCAACGGGCUACCACUGUCGAGGAUCCCCCUUACACGAUGUAUCGUUUGUGCAAAGGUCGUAAGUACGUGCAGAGGAUCAGCACGACCGAAAACACCGACAACGCAGGCCUCGUAGUGAAGAGUAAGCUGAACGGAAGCGCGAGCAGCCACGCGCUCGCGAGUAGCACGCAGACUACUACCUCGAGGCACGCCUCGACCGGCGAUAUCGUCGCGAGUCUGGACCCAAAUCUCGACGAUUCCGGCGCCACCGGCACGAGAAAAAGAGAGAGCUGCCCACAGAAGCACUUUGUUCGACUAUAGUCAGAGCGACGAGUCCAACAUUUAACGAGUGUAGUAUCUAAACCACGUACAUAGAUCACACAUAACCUCACACACAUACAGACACAGAAUAAAUUUAUAGCGAAACAAGAAAUAUCAAAUUGUGUAUAAUAAUUAACAUAAUAAAACUCGUGUGCGUCCGUAUGCAUAUGUGCGUGAGAACGAAAGAAGAAAAAGAAACAGAAAUAUCAGAAAGGAACACAGAGGGAAGAUAUAUUAGAUAUGUUAGAGAGAAUGUGUCCAGCGAGAAUGCGUUACAUUAUCGCAUAUACAUAUAUACAUAUACAAUUUUAAGUGUUAAGUAACCCACGCGGAAGCGAAAAAACGAGUUAAAUAUAGGAUAUUCAUUUAGAAAAUAGAGAAGACCGUUCGAACAACGUAGCUCCGAUACAUGGAGUCCCCUGUUUCCCAUUACUCUUCCCUUUGGUACUGUUCUAUUGUGUAAAGUCGACGAUUAAAUCGUUUAUAAAAUUUUCAAUUAGAAAAGAUUUAGAAAAGUAUCAGAAGAAAUGUUUUCCUUGAUAUAGAUUUAUAAUUAAAGGCUUAUAUAAGUCUUAUAUAUUAUAAUGACGAUCUGGUCAUUUGAUCUGUUCGACGAAUUUAUUGUUCAAAUAUGAUUAACACAAAUAGACGUUCGAUAAACAUUGUUACGCUAUGACUACUGUUAUUUCAUAAGCAAGAAUAUACAUACAUAUAGAUGUCAAGUGUCUAAAGUGUCCUAGAAGCAAAAAAAUUAUAAGUGCUUAAAUGAACAGCUUAAUUUUACAUCCAAUACUAAACAUUUAAUUGAGAAACACUUUAUUCUCGUUUUAUAUCGGUUUUUAAACGAUUUAAUCGAAUCGAUUGAACACAUUUGACGCGAAAAAUUUACGAGCACGAAAAACGUGAAAUUGAAUCGAUAAAUCUUUUUCUCUUUCAUUAUGGUUUUUCGUUCUCACGAGUUAUUCACGUCAAUUGUACAGUCCUCAAAUUUUUUAGUUGUGUUCACUAUAUUGUAUACAGUGGGAUCAAAUUACAUGCGUUAGGAUCGACUAAUCUACGUAAACUGAUCAUCUCACGUUUAACAUGUCGCCGUGUAUUCGCGCAUGCGUACAUGUCUUUCGUGAAGUGAAAUUUGCCUAAAAAAUUUAAAUAAAAAUUAUUGAAGUAUACUUUCUUUAGAAAUAAACAAAAGUUAAAAAAAGAAAAAAAAGAAAGAUAUGGGACAAAGUGAUGUUUAAAUAAUCAAUUCAUGUAUCUUCUAAAACAAAAUUUCUUAUGUCAAAUUCAAUUGGAUUGAGAAAGAAUCAUUACCGUCUCGUAAUCCAACUUUAUCGGUUAAUAAUAACCGAAAUAAUGGACAUACAAGACAGUUACUUUCUAGUCCAAAAACAUGUUACGAAAAAAGGGGGAUGGUCUAAAAAGGUCUAAACUCUACUAAAGAAUAAAAGGGAAGGCUCUCUUUCAGGCUUCAGCGUGGAAUGCUCUUAGUGUAUAUCUGUUAGGACAACGUGUAACUAAUUAUCGAGUUAACGACGUGAUUAGAUUUAUCAAAUUCAAUUAGAUAGUAACUGUGCAUAAAUGGCGAGAUCGUUGCCAUAGCCAUGACCGCGACCGUCCCUUUUCCCCCUCCCUUCUGAACAUAAUAUCGAUCCAUAAUGUUCGAUUAAUUCACAAAAUUAUCCUUGUGAUGAUUAAUUGCUUAGUGUAUCUCAAUAGGACAAUCACAAAUAAUUUUGUAUUAGUGUAUUACCAAAAUUACAAUUAAGCGUUUAUGGAAUUUCAAAUGGCGAAUAUUAUUUUUCUUUUUUUUUUGUCAAAAUCCAAACAUUGAGGUUCUAUGCGCUGUUGCCGAUUGAGAGACUAUAACGGAAUUUGUAAAUUUUCUUCACAUUGUAUGUUUCCGUCAUUGUCAAGUUCUCUUUAUAUAAUUAAAUUUCAUGUGGUUAAUAUAGAUCGUAUUUCUCGAAAUAAAAGCAUGUACAAAAUGUAAUAAGAAAUAUAUCUUUGGUAAUGACACAGAUUUUCGCAUGUUUGAGAUAAAAAUCGAUAGCAUAAAUUCUAAUCGUGAUUUUCUUCAUUAGCAAUAUAUUAGCAUUAUAUUAUUUUGAGUUAUUAUACUAAUUAAACAUAUAAAUAUAUGCAUAUUAUACAUAUGAGAUUUUUUUAUUCGAAAUAUAAUGAUGAGCUUCGCAAAAUAAAAAAUAAAUAAAAUGGAAUAAAAUCGGGAGGGGGAAAGGAUAUCUCACAGAAUAUAGAAAAAAUAUGGGAAGAAAUGAGAGAGGAGAGAGAGAAUGAGAGUGAGAGAGCAGGAAUUGAUAAUAGUGGUUUGUAACUCGAUGUUGAAUAGCAGGAAAGACCUUGUUAUUAUCGUGCAGUGUGAGUUCGUCAAUUUCUGCUCAACUUAAUUAUAGUGAACGAAAAGAAGAAUUGCUAAUAAUAAAUGAUUAUAAUAAUGACAUUAGUAUAUGUAACGAUACAAUACUGAAGCAUCAUCAUCUUUUGUAUCAUUUGUUCGUUUGUUUUUAUCUUACUGCGUUUGUCUUUCAUUAUUAAUGCAAUACCAAGAUGACUCGGUUUCGACACGGUAUCUUGUGUGUAAAUAUAUACUAAUAAAAAAUACAAACAUAUAAAAAUGA